Molecule: messenger RNA, 845 nt
Organism: Acipenser ruthenus (sterlet)
Lineage: Eukaryota; Metazoa; Chordata; Actinopteri; Acipenseriformes; Acipenseridae
Product: kininogen-1-like
Exons: 6
Coding region: 144-497 (117 amino acids)
Source: RefSeq, a predicted model, not a curated record
UGACCUGUUCAUAGGUAAAAUUCACACCCAUUGCUGCAGCCAUAUAAGAGAGCCGCUGCGAAACAGCUGUUGAGAUAAGAAUAAACACAGCAAACCGAGCGCUUAAACUGUCCAAGAGAAUCACCGGAGAAGACUGCCUCAAAAUGGACGACAAGAAGGACAAGAAGGGAAAGGAUGCAUGUGACUCAUACAGCGAUGGCUGCACAAAGGGCAAAGAAGAGCUGAAGACAAAGGUCAAGGUUGAGUGUAAAGGACACGAGCAGAAAGGACAUGAGCAGAAAGGACACGAGCAUAAAGGACAUGAGCAGAAAGGACACGAGCAGAAAGGACAGGACCAGAAAGGACACGAGCAGAAAGGACAGGAGCAGAAAGGACAUGGACAUGGACAUGGACAUGGGCCAGGACAAGGACAAGGACAUGGGCCAGGACAAGGACAUGGGCCAGGACAAGGAGGAGGGCAUGGACAAGGACAAGGACAAGGGCGAGGGAGACCUUAGUUCCAGCUCCAGCUCGUCAGGCAGUGAUGGGGAAGGAAAGCCUAAAGCUGGACUCGAGGAACAGAAGAACAAGGAAAAAAAGAAAAGGAUGCAAAGCAAGUCUACCCCUUUCAGUGCAGAGCUUAAUCCAGCCCAUUGUAGACCUGCAGAAACAGCACUUUGCAGCUUGAAUUUAAACAGCUCAGUUCUGCACACUUGAACCAUCUGUAUGCCAUCAUUAUGUUUGCUUGUUUUUCAUUUUUGAACUUGUUCAUUUGUUAAAGGUGUCUUCCUAGUUCAUGGUUUCCUACCUACGCUUGAUCUCUGGCUUGUAAUUGGUUACUCUAAUAAAGACUACGUCAUGGGAAC